Molecule: messenger RNA, 2431 nt
Organism: Alosa alosa (allis shad)
Lineage: Eukaryota; Metazoa; Chordata; Actinopteri; Clupeiformes; Clupeidae
Gene: lancl1
Product: LanC antibiotic synthetase component C-like 1 (bacterial)
Exons: 10
Coding region: 119-1324 (401 amino acids)
Biological process (GO): peptide modification; carbohydrate metabolic process
Cellular component (GO): plasma membrane
Source: RefSeq, a predicted model, not a curated record
CACUAAUACACAUAGCGUAUACAGUUUUGGAUAGCGGUAAAACGCACGAAGAAAGAGCAGAUUCAACAACAGUGCGGCAGGUAGCACUAAGCAUUGCGUCUGACCCAGAAAGCAGAAAAUGCCUGACGAGCGCGCUUUGAAGAACCCCUACAAAGAUUACGAUGGCACCCAAACCUUGUUUGACGCUCAAGGAAACCUAACGGCAUCCUUUGCUGGCCGAAUCACACAUAAGAUCAAUGACCUUCUGACGGCCAUGGAAAAGGGCCUGAAGUCGGCUGAUCCCAGGGACUGCACAGGCUACACAGGAUGGGCCGGCAUUGCGCUGCUCUAUCUGCACCUGCACGGCGUGUUUGGCGAGCCCUCUUACCUGCAGAGGGCGCUGGACUACGUGAGCCGCAGCUUGAGCCUGACUGGCCGCUGGAUCACCUUCCUGUGUGGUGACGCCGGACCGCUGGCCAUCGCUGCUGUGGUCUACCACCGCCUGCAGAGGAACCAGGAGGCCGACGAGUGCGUCAACAGGCUGCUGCAGCUGCACCAGAGUGUGGUGAAGGGCGUUGGGAACCUGCCUGACGAGCUGCUGUAUGGCCGUGUGGGCUACCUGUACUCUCUGGUCUUCAUCAACCAGCAGUUCGGCCAGGAGAAGAUCCCUAUGCAGUACAUCCAACAGAUCUGUGACGCGGUUCUGGCCUCGGGCGAGAGUUUGGCGAAGCGCAACCGCACCCAGGAGCAGAGCCCUCUCAUGUACGAGUGGUACCAGGAGCAGUACGUUGGCGCCGCCCACGGCCUGGCCGGCAUCUACUACUUCCUCAUGCAGCCAGGCUUCGUGGUGGGCCAGGAGAGACUGACGACGCUGGUCAAGCCCAGCGUGGACUUUGUGUGCCAGCUGAAGUUCCCAUCGGGCAACUACCCGCCUUGCGUGGGCGACGAGCGCGACCUCCUGGUGCACUGGUGCCACGGCUCCCCGGGGGUCAUGUACAUGCUGCUGCAGGCCUACAAGGUGUUCGGAGUGAAGCAGUACCUGGAGGACGCUUCCCAGUGCGCAGAGGUGCUGUGGCAGCGUGGCCUACUCAAGAAGGGCUACGGCCUGUGCCACGGCGCCGCGGGCAACGCCUACGGCUUCCUGGCGCUCUUCAAGGUCACCCGCGAGGCUAAGCACCUCUACCGCGCCUGCAUGUUUGCGGACUGGUGCAUGAAUUAUGGCAAACAUGGCUGCCGAACUCCAGACACUCCAUUCUCUCUCUUUGAAGGCAUGGCAGGCACUAUUUACUUCCUGGCUGACCUGCUUCAGCCUAUGAGGUCAAAGUUCCCAGCCUUUGAGAUAUAAAGGUAUCCAUGGCCACCUUCAUCGAGUCCAAGGCUACUUCAACUACCAUGUUUUGGAAGGCUCUUUCACGUCUCUCUCUCUCUCUUUCUGCUUGCACAUGAGAACUCUAAAGUCUUGACACACAUUAGUUGUCAUGGCUACAUGCUUUAAAAUUUUUCUUUUUUUUUUUUUUUUCAAAAAAAAAAAAAAAAAAAGAAUUGGCAUGAAACACAGAGAUGACAAAACAACUUACAUCACUACACACACACAUUCUGUGACCACACAUGGUAACGUGAUGUGCAAGUCAGUGUGAACCCACAGAAGUCUCAAUAUAUGUCCAAGUCCUGGUAUAAUUUUCUAUAGUCUGGUCUUGAACUCAUGCCUAUUGCCCAUAGGUGUAUGAAUAGUCAUUGGACUGCUCCAAAGCUUCCAAGGAUUUAAGAGAAACCGUGUAAGAGAACAGUGAUCUGUAGGCGAACACCCUUUGCACUUGCCGUGUUGGUUUGCAUGCUAAAAGCUUGUAAGUGUCCGCCGGCAUCAUAGGUUUCAUAAAAAAAGGAAAAAAAGAAUAUUACUUUGAAUUAAGAGUUGUCUUAAGGAAAUGUGUGGGGAAGGGGGAGAGAAUGUUGCAAUUCUGUCUGCUUGUCAUCAAGGUGUGACUGAACAAAGGCAUAAGUAGUGGUGUUAGGAAUCAAAUUCAUGUAUGGUACCUAAUUGUGUGCAUAAAAUGUGCUGCCCAUUCAUUUUUAUAUGUAUGUUGCUUACAAGCAAAAAGGAAAAAAAAAUGUUUCGGUGUCAGUAUUGUAUGUGGAUAUAGCCAGUGGGAUUGAACGUCACUUGCGCAAUUCAUAAUGACUCUGUUUUUUUUUCCCCUUAUUGAUCUCUUUUUUCUAAGUCCUUUAUUCACUUAGCAUGGCUAUGUAUGAUUUUUUUUAUUUGAAUUUGUCAUGCCUGCUAUUUACACAGGCAGUUUCUUUUUUAUGGCAUUAAUAUGACUUGUAAAUAAGUACUAAACAGUGUAACUGUAAACCUGUUCACUGAGCUAGACCAUGUAGGUGCAACAUUGCCUGACCUUUGUUUCUUACAUCUCCAUUAGCUCAAUAAUAAAAUAAUAUUUUUACGUCUGUC